This is a messenger RNA of Brassica napus (rape), 1260 nucleotides long. RefSeq names its product F-box/kelch-repeat protein At4g39560-like. The coding region runs from base 1 to 1260 and encodes 419 amino acids. Gene Ontology annotation, molecular function: protein binding. The record is from RefSeq and is a predicted model, not a curated record. NCBI's taxonomy places the organism in Eukaryota, Viridiplantae, Streptophyta, Magnoliopsida, Brassicales, Brassicaceae. The transcript has a single exon.
AUGAUGAUGAGCCGAUGCGACGCCGAGGAAGAUCCAUCACAAACGAAGAAACGGAAGCAGUCUCCGAGUAGUGGGCUGCCGGAAGAGAUGGUUCUAAGUUGCCUGGCCCGCGUUUCGAGAUCGGAACACGCUUCCUUAUCUCUCGUAUCCAAGCGGCACCGAUCUCUAUUGACGACCCCUGAGUUGUACAAAUUCCGAACCCUUUUGGGAUGCACAGAAAACCUCAUUCAUCUAUGCUUACGCAUCCCUCCAGAUCCAAACCCAGGCUGGUUCACCCUCUCCCUAAAACCCCUUGAUCGGCGACUGGUCCCAGUGCGGUCUUACUUCUACCAGCCUCUGGACGCAGCUUCCAUGGUGGCCCAUGGUUGCGGGAUCUACGUCAUGGGUGGAAGGAUAGGCGGAAGAGCCUCGUCCAGUGUCAUGUUCCUGGAUUGUCGAUCUCACACGUGGAGCACUCUCCCCUCCAUGGGGGUGCCUCGAUAUUCAGCUGCGUCUGGUGUGGUGGACGGGAAGAUAUACAUACUUGGAGGGUGUGAUGACCGUAACUCCAGCAGGUGGGGAGAGGUUUUCGACCCAAAGAAGCAGACUUGGGAUGCCCUGCCGAUUCCCCCGCCUAAUUGUAGUCGUCCCUCAAUGUGGGAAAGCAUAGUGAUAAAAGAGGACAAGGAGGAAAAGUUGGUUGCUAUCAAUGGUGCAGGGGCAUGUGUAUCCUACAUACCAAGUGAAAGCAAAUGGAAAAAAGGGAAUAAGAAAACUUCCCAAGUUUAUAAGGGUUGGCACGUGAUAGAUAAUAUCGUGUAUUGCAGUGCCUUAGGUGGGCGGAUAUUGUGGUGUGAGGCACAUGAAUGGGAGAGGCCCGUAACCACCCAUGUGAUGGAGUGGAGAGAGGUGAUGGGCUUGGAGUCUCUCAGGGAAACUCUCGCUGCCUCCAAGCUCGUCAACUAUGGUGGACGCUUGGGGGAUCUCUGGGAGUCCAACAAACCGCUGAUGCAAGCUGCAGGAUUUGAGAUAACUGAACUCGAUGAAAAAUUUCCCGGGCACAAACUGAGCAACUCUGGUCCCAACAUGUUGAUCUUCUGGGACGUGCUUGCUCCUCGUAAGUUAGAGAUUUGGUGUGCGGAGGUCUGUUUGGAGAGACACAAGGACACAUGCCAGAUUAGAGGAAACAUUUUGUGGUCCGAACCUGUCAUGACACUGGAUCCUCCUCCUCCACAUCAGCUUCACUGUCACAUUUUGUAUACUUCACCUCUCAACCUCUGA